Messenger RNA from Penicillium hordei, 336 nucleotides. RefSeq lists its product as uncharacterized. The record is from RefSeq and is a predicted model, not a curated record. Bases 1 to 336 code for a protein of 111 amino acids. The transcript has 2 exons. NCBI's taxonomy places the organism in Eukaryota, Fungi, Ascomycota, Eurotiomycetes, Eurotiales, Aspergillaceae.
AUGGCUUCCAACAAAGUUAGCAAGGCUAAGGCUACCAAGAAGGCUGUUGCUAAGCCUUCCCCCAAGCGUGCUAAGGGCGCCCCGGAAAUUGGCCGUGAUAUAAUGGAAGAGAGGCUUGAGUUCUUACUUACCUGUCUCAAGGAGACAGGAAUCAAGAUCAAUUACGCCGCUGUCGGUCAGCACUAUGGCAUCUCCGCCAAUGCUGCGUAUCUGCGGUUUCUACGUUCCAAAGAUCAUGUCGCUAAACUUGUGAGCGCCAGAGAGGCAGCUCGGAAGAGUGAUGCGGCUCUUAAAGAUGACGAGGACCUCGAGAUCACAGAAGAUGAGGAGGCCUGA